Messenger RNA from Aspergillus uvarum CBS 121591, 306 nucleotides. RefSeq lists its product as uncharacterized. NCBI's taxonomy places the organism in Eukaryota, Fungi, Ascomycota, Eurotiomycetes, Eurotiales, Aspergillaceae. Bases 1 to 306 code for a protein of 101 amino acids. The record is from RefSeq and is a predicted model, not a curated record. The transcript is spliced from 2 exons.
AUGCAGCUCUCGUUGAUUGUGCAGGUGGAGCUCCUGGUUUGGGGUCAGGAUGCCCCCGAUGAUAUUUUCGAAGAGGAAGAGGGCUCUGUGUAUGAAAAGCGCAGGCUGACCCAGGGCCAGGAGGCCCAUAUGAAUGAGCUGAGGGAGCGCCUCAUACCAGCCAAAGGGGCUUACAAGCUCCUUCGGAAGCAAGUUGGUCGUGCCGUUGAUGCGGCCAGAGCCGCAGACGAGCGCGUUGAGGUCGCCAAAAAGGCGGCCGGAGAGGCGCGCGAUCAAAUUGACAAACUUUAUGCGUACUAUUUGUAA